AUGGGCAUGUUUGACACAAGGAGAAAUGGGGGAGGAACAGGGAAGGUCUAUGCAAUAUCCAGAGAAACGGUGCCAGGUCGAGUAUUGACAUUUUCAUCUUACCCCGGGGCUCUUACAUCCGGUGAUGAUUAUUAUCUGCUUUCCUCUGGCAUGGUUUCCAUGGAAACUACAAUAGGUAACAGUAAUUCUGAUUUAUGGAGGUUUGUACAACCAACCGUGAGUGUCUUAGAAGGGGUGCGAUCUGUUGUAGCUAAUAGAAUAGCAAAAUCUGGUAUGGAAUGGGCUUCAACUUUCGCGACAUACAAUAGUGGAACGUACAAUAAUGAAUGGAUGAUAGUAGAUUAUAAACAAUUCCAACGUGGAAACCGUAAUCUUAAACCUGGUCUGCUUGUAGUUUUAGAACAGAUUCCUGGUAUGGUCACUUAUCAAGAUUUAACUGCACUUCUCCAAACUAAUACAUAUUUUGCCAGUUAUAACGUUGCAUAUUUUCCUGGAGUAUUUAAUGCUAGUGGAGGAAAUGAAAUGGUGAAAAAAUAUGGUGAUUGGUUUUCCUACAAUUAUACUGCGAGAGCAAAUAUUUUCCGUAGAGAUCAUGGAAAUGUUAGAGAUAUAGAUUCCAUGAUGAAGUUAAUGAGGUACAAUGAUUAUACCAAGGAUCCAUUAUCUCGAUGUAAUUGUACACCACCCUAUAGUGCUGAAAAUGCCAUCUCGGCCAGAAGUGAUCUAAAUCCCGCAAAUGGCACAUUUUCUAUAUCUGCAUUGGGUCAUAGAGCUCAUGGUGGUAUAGAUAUGAAGUUAACCAAUUUUGAAAUGUUUAAAACAAUGGAAAUGGUUGCUAUUGGUGGUCCGACCUACGACAAUCUUCCCCCCUUUCAAUGGAGCCAGUCUGACUUUGCUUCCCAUAUUUCACAUUUAGGUCACCCAGACAAAUUUAUGUUCAAACCAAUUCGAUAUAAUGGUACUGUUCCAGCAGCUGCUUACCCAUAAUUAGUUUUAACUGUGAUAUUUUUGUCUGCAUUGGUAAUAAUCAAGGCAUCAAUGUAAGAUGUUACCCUGGUGUUUAUUAAGAUAAAUGUCUCACCAAUAUUAUAUAGUUUAAUAAGCUCAAGAAAUUUAUAUUAUAUAACUAAAAGUUACACCUUGACAAGCACUUAACCAAGGUGUUUUUAAUUUUAUAUUAUAUCAUAUUCACUACCCAGUGUGGACUUCAGAUUUAUUGAAAAUUUAAGCACUUUUGGUCAGGAAUUGACUAAUAACCUCACAUUUACUUACUAUUGAAUAUGAACAUUCCUGAUCCAGUUGUAUAGUCAAAUUACAAGAAAUAUUUUUACCACUGGCUGGUGAUCACAUUUCAUUCAGUCUUUUUGUAAGAAUUUGUGGAUACUGUUAAAACAAAUAAUCUUUGUUUUGUUGAAAUCAGAUUUCACUGUCCAUGCUGAACUUCUUAAAGACCUAGGAUGAUAUUAAGCAGUUGUCAUUUUAUUGCAUAAAUACAACUAAUCCACAAGUGACUUAUCAAGACUUAUUUAUUACUUAUUUGGUGAAUAAUGAUGUUGAAAUUUAAAAGUUAGAUUUGUUGACAUGUAUUGUAUUUCAUUGACAACAAAUAACUUAUUUUUUUUAUGAAGAGUAUCAUUAAUAAUUAUGUACAUGUGUAUUAUUAUUAGGCAAGUUUAAACCAUUACUUUUUUAAAUGCAUGUUUGUUUUGGAAUUGAGAUGUAUACAUGUAACAUAAUAUUUUGAAUAAUAGUUACCAUCUUGUCAAACUAUAAUAAUGGUUUUGUAAUAUUAUAUAUUCAAAUCAUGGCUUUUAUAUUAAUAAAACUAUUGCCAAUAAUAUUUGUAUCUAACUGUAAAUUGUACAAUAUUUUGAUAUUAUUAUUAUUAAUGAAAGAAUUGUCAUAAUAUCGACAAUAUUAUGUUACUUUAUGUAGAUUGUAAAAUUUAAAUAUCAUAUGAAAUCAUUUCCCCUUUGCCUUAUAGAGGAAGGUAAUUGAAACUAGUCUUUUACAAUGGUGUCUAUUAAACAAAAACUAGAUGGCAUAAUUAUAUUGCUCACGAAUUUAACCUCAAUAUUGCCUUUAUACAGUAAUAGUAGUUAUUAAAUGUUUUAUUAAUAAACAAUGUUUUUUGUGGUUUUUUUUCAUUCACAAAUAAUAUAUAAAAAAGAGUAUUUCAUAUAAAGCAUGUUUUUGUAUCAAUCUAAUAAUAAUGUUUCAACUGAAUAGUCUUCCACAGUGGGAGACAAUUGAGAUUUUGUAAAAGAUGGCUGCUGAAUUUUUUCUGAAAUUUCACUGUGUGUAAAAUUUGAACUGAUGUUGUCAAAAAUGAUAUAAAUUGUGAUUGUAACUUUGUUUGAUAUUAUAUUAUGUGUAAUUUGAUUGUUGAUAAUUUGUAUUUGUUAUAUAAGAGAUAAAUAUUAAACACAAUAUUCAAUAGUUGGUUGGAAAGCUUUGUUGUUAUAAUAUUUAACAUAUAUAAGUUUGUUAAGUGCUAAAUAUUUGGUAUGAAAUUUACUUUUUUUGUAAAUAUGUUAACUACUUGUAAAUAUUUAAAGAGUGAAGAGAUCAGUGUGGAACUAUAUUAUUUAAUUUUGUUGAAAAUAAACUG
Patella vulgata (common limpet) is the source of this 2611-nucleotide messenger RNA. RefSeq names its product putative phospholipase B-like 2. The transcript is spliced from 8 exons. Gene Ontology annotation, biological process: phospholipid catabolic process. The coding region runs from base 1 to 987 and encodes 328 amino acids. Gene Ontology annotation, molecular function: glycerophospholipase activity. The record is from RefSeq and is a predicted model, not a curated record. Lineage: Eukaryota; Metazoa; Mollusca; Gastropoda; Patellidae. Gene Ontology annotation, cellular component: extracellular region.